ACCAGCGCUGAGGCCGCGGCGGCGGCGGCCAUGGAGGGUGAGGGGGCGGCCAUGGAGGGGUCGCUGUCGCUGUCCCUGGACGAGGCGGCGCUGGAUCUGAUGGAGGCGCUGGAGCUGCUACAGGAGCGCCGGGAGCGGCUGGAGGAGCAUCUGCGGCAGGGCUGGCUGUCCCUGGCCCAGGCCCGGUACUCCCUGGGGUGUCACCGCGUCUCGUCCCUGCAAUACGGGGCCACCAUGGUGCCCCGGGUGCGUGUGAGACACAGGCAGGACCCAGAGGGACGCCCCCACUUUGAGGAGGUGCCCGGAACGGGGGGAGACGCCGAAGACUCUGAGCCCCAGCAGGACAGGGGUGACGGGCUGCGGCAGCGCCGGAGAGUCCCAGAGAAAGGGGGGGCCCCUGCCCAGCCCCCAGACCCCCUGGGCUGGUUCGGGGUGCUGGUGCCCCCCAGUCUGCGGCAGGCACAGGGCAGCUUCCAGAGGGGGGUUACUCUGGCCGUGGAGGUGGCCGAGCUCCAGGGCACCGUGGACGCCGCGGCCACGCGGUACCGGCACCUCCUGCGGCAGAAACGGCUCCUGGGCGGGGACAGAGGGGACAGAGAGACCCCCGGGGACAGCAGCGCCUCAGGAACCCCGGGGGACACUGAGACCCCCAGCAAGAUUGAGACCACGGGGAUUCCGGAUGAUGUCAAGACCCAAGGGGACACAGAGGAUGGCACAGUAACCGCUGGGGACACGGGGACUGUGUGACACGGACACUGAGAGCACCAGGGACGCUCUGCAGGUGACACAGAGCCCGCCCAGGUGACACAGCACCUGCCCACGGGUGACACUGAGCCCCCCAGGGACCCUGCAGGUGACACUGAGACCCACUCGCGGGUGACACGGCAGCCCCAAGGACCCUGUGGGUGACACUGAGCUCCGCCAGUGGGUGGUGGUGCUGUCAUGUCCCAUGUGACAGGGCCACCCCAGGGCCCCCUGUGUCUGCCCCAAUAAAGCUGUCGUGGUUCCACCAGCACUGUGUCCCCUC
Molecule: messenger RNA, 1027 nt
Organism: Myiozetetes cayanensis
Lineage: Eukaryota; Metazoa; Chordata; Aves; Passeriformes; Tyrannidae
Gene: VMA22
Product: coiled-coil domain containing 115
Biological process (GO): vacuolar proton-transporting V-type ATPase complex assembly
Cellular component (GO): extrinsic component of endoplasmic reticulum membrane
Source: RefSeq, a predicted model, not a curated record